Molecule: messenger RNA, 1759 nt
Organism: Papaver somniferum (opium poppy)
Lineage: Eukaryota; Viridiplantae; Streptophyta; Magnoliopsida; Ranunculales; Papaveraceae
Product: F-box/kelch-repeat protein At4g19930-like
Exons: 2
Coding region: 361-1533 (390 amino acids)
Molecular function (GO): protein binding
Source: RefSeq, a predicted model, not a curated record
CGACCCUUUUCCAAUUGAAUUGACGAGUACAAACAGGUCAAUGAAUAUGGCCGUCAGGAUACUUGAAGCCUCACAAUAAUUGUUGGAUUCAAAGCUUGUACGACCUUGAUUCAACCAAGAACACACUGGUUUUGAUACUGAUGAUGCUUGUGAGAAAGAAAACAGAGAAAGUUGAGAGAUGUAUUUUGAAUGAAAACAAGUCUCCAGUUUAAAGAGGAAAUCACACCCUUUGGAGAUGACUCUUCAUCUCUACAUGCAUUUUUUCAGAGUGAACAGGCGUGUCUGUUCCUUCAAUGCGUCCAUUGUUAGAAAAUAUCCAACAGAAAUUACUGAUUUUCGCCAGGUACCAGAACAACAAGGAUGAAGCAAUGGGGUAUCCAAGCGCGAAAAAGAAACAACAAGGGAGGAUACAGAAAAGAGAAGAAGAAGAAAAAGAAGAUGAUGAUCAAAGUUUCUCCGUUGGGUGAUUAUGAACUAAUAAUUUCUGAGAUAUUGAGUAGACUCCCUGCUAAAUCACUUAUGAGGUUCAAGUGUGUAUGCAAAAUCUGGCAAUCUUUGAUUCAAAAAGAUCCACACUUCAUUAGUUUACACUUUACUCGGUCACAAACGCGCAGUUGUAAUGGUACUGUUGGUGCUACCUCCCUUCUCGUCAGGGUGCCAUCUCUAUGGUAUUGGGAUAAAGGUAAUGAACGAUGUUUCUUAUCCGCGGAAUUGUUAUUACCAUCUGAUGAUGUGAGAGAAGGAGCAGCUGUUCAGGGGGAAAUUCCUUUUACAUGGCCUAAUGAUGUAUAUAUGCUCAAUAUAGUCAAUGGUUUGAUUUGUUUCAUAAACAGGGACAACUAUUCUGUUUGUGUAUAUAACCCCAGCACAAGAGAAUCAACACUUUGGGAAGGUGAUCUUGGAAAUUGCAAGGAGAAAGGAUAUAGUAAUUUCGACUGGGAUACAUUUGGAUAUGAUAUUGCUACCGAGGACUACAAAGUUGUAUCUUUAUGGAGUUGGUGUGGAGGACCUAAAGAGAAAGAUUAUGUUUGUGAGAUCUUUAGUAUGAGACACAAGUCAUGGAGACGCAUCGAUGCAGUACCACCAGUUGCUCCCAUACUUCUACAUGACUUCACCAAUUCUGUAUAUGCAAAUGGUUCCAUAUACUGGUUGCCUGCUGAUGGUGAACCGUUAAUUGUCGAGUUAAGUUUUGUUACCGAAAAGUUUCGAGUAAUCUCAGUUCCUAAUUCUGUCAUCAUUGGUUCCUUUGAUUGGUACAAGACUGAUCUAAUGGAAAUGGGUGGCCGAUUAUCUAAUGUAAAUCCUACCAAGGCAAGGAAUAAACAUGGAGAUGAUGUCAUACCCACUUCCUUGAAGAUGUGUAUACUGUAUGAGGAUCAAGACAAGACAAAGAAUAGUACUGCUACUAGUACUAUUGAUUAUCCCUGGAUCGUGGAGUCUUUCGCACUGCCACCUAUAUUAGAUUGGAGACCAGAAACGCUGGAUGUUAUACCUAUUCCUGGAACAGAUUGGUUUAUCAUAAAAUUUAAAUGACGAUUUCUCCUUCUACUAUUACAACUGGAAGAAUAAGAGUUACAGUAGGAAGUUUGUGUUAGACGGAACUGGGUCUUUCUGUAAUGAUGAGAACGAAGGACAUGGUUCCAUCAGAUUCUAUCCUUUCACGGAAAAUCUCUUGCCACUAAAUUAAAGGAAAAAUGAGAUUCUAAACCAGAUUGAUUAUUCACCAAGUGAGCUUCAGGAUUGAUUCUGGCUCAGAUAU